Messenger RNA from Carica papaya (papaya), 1459 nucleotides. The record is from RefSeq and is a predicted model, not a curated record. Lineage: Eukaryota; Viridiplantae; Streptophyta; Magnoliopsida; Brassicales; Caricaceae.
GGUGCUAGGUACACUGAUAUGCAUGCGGACUAUACAGGUCAAGGAUUUGAUCAGUUGUUAGAUAUUAUCGAUAAAAUCAAGAAUAAUCCAAAUGAUCGUCGGAUAGUUCUCUCAGCUUGGAAUCCUUCUGAUCUCAAAUUGAUGGCACUUCCCCCGUGCCACAUGUUUGCACAGUUUUAUGUCGCCAAUGGGGAGUUAUCAUGCCAAAUGUAUCAGCGCUCAGCAGACAUGGGCCUGGGUGUACCAUUUAAUAUCGCCUCUUAUGCACUCCUAACUUGCAUUAUUGCUCAUGUUUGUGAUCUCAGACCAGGUGAUUUGGUCCAUGUUAUUGGGGAUACUCAUGUUUACAGCAAUCAUGUCAGGCCCUUGCAGGAGCAGCUUCAGAACCUUCCAAAGCCUUUUCCAAUUUUGAAGAUCAAUCCAGAAAAGAAAAACAUUGAUUCUUUUGUGGCGACUGAUUUCAAGCUCAUAGGUUAUGAUCCUCAUCAGAAAAUAGAAAUGAAAAUGGCGGUGUAGAGAGCUUUCUUUUAUAGGUUUUGGGUGAGCUCAAGGACUCUGAUCUCUACUAGGAGAUAUUUGUUCUCAGUUUUGAGGCAGGUACGUGAUUACAUGUCUUUCUUCAAUAAAUUACUUUUGCUAUGUGCAUGUAAUCUCUUAGUGAUUCGACGGACGGUUUAGUUACCAGUUAGGUUUCUUUUGGUCUAUGUCAUAUUCAAUUUGUAGUUAUAAAUUUCAUAUUAGUAUUAGUAUGUAUAACUAAAACAUAAUUUGUUGUAUUUGACUUCCUGCUAACCCAUUUUAAAUUUUUGGAUGAUGGGUAUUCAAUUCUUACCUUUUAAGAUGGAGACUGAAUUCUACCGCGAAGAAAUUUGAGGUAGGGGCAAUUAUAAUCAAAAUACAAGAGUUAUGUUCUUAUCCAUAUUUUUUCUGAUAAAAAAAAAGCUCUUAUGCAUAUUAAACUAAAAUGAAAAUCAGAAUUGAAGAAUAAAAUGGGAAUUAAACCGGCACCGGUAGCAAUCGCGGGUCUAUAACUUAUAGGAUAGCACUUCUAUUUUUGGUAGCAAAUCGAAUAUUAAAUGGAAAAAAGCAUUGCAUUCUUGUAUUUUAGGGAUUUAUUUUGUGCUUUAUGUUGCUCAGGCAUACUGAAGCCUUGGUUUUCAGUAAUGUUUCAGGUGUAGCUACCGGAGACUUUUUGUUGAUAUAGAGUUGCAUACAAACAUCCAAAUAAAGAUUUGGUAGUUGUUGGAUACAGUUAAAAACUUUAUUUAUGUAGUAAAUGGGAAUCCUUUAGUUCCAGAUUUGGUGGUUCUAAGGUGAUUCAGGAUUAUAUGGUUGUAUCUUUUACUUUUGGAAUCAUUUCUUUUCUAAUGAUGAUGAUAUGAGGCUGACAUUCUAAAACUGCUACAGCUUUGGUAUGAUGUGUUGAGAGAGUUAUGCUGACAAUUUUCUCUUGAUGCAA